Molecule: messenger RNA, 3249 nt
Organism: Stylonychia lemnae
Lineage: Eukaryota; Ciliophora; Spirotrichea; Sporadotrichida; Oxytrichidae
Source: the annotation of a GenBank genome assembly
AUGGAAUCCAAGAAGAUAGAGCCUAUAAUGGCGUCACUUAAUACUUUGAACAGAGAGACCAACAAUGAAGGCCCAAGAGACAUAAAAACAACUAAUUAAGUCAAACACUACACAAUGAAUACUGAUGACUUGUCCAUAAAGUCCCCUCUCGAGACUAUAUCCUCAACAUUCAAGCAAGACGAGGCGACACACAAUUUCAUCUUCAGGACAUCUUGCAAAUCUUUGAAUAGAUAUGAAAAAUUCAGAAGAAACCAAAAAGUUGCAAUGACGAACCACUCAAACGAUGUGCAGUUUGAAAAUAGUUUAUUCAAGGAUAGACCUAGAUUUUUAAGCUAAAAUGCAUCUAGUAUUAAAAACUCCACAACGGUUUUAAACCAAACAUUCAGUAUUGCCAAAACCAAUGGCUUCAAGGAAUUCAGGAUCACAAAUGACCUCAAAGAGAUAUAGAAGUGGCUGGACAAUAAAGAAAUGUAUAUGGAGGAUCUCAAGAAGGAAAUACACUCAGAUGGAGCUAAACAACAAGAUUAGGAGCGUUAUCUUGUUCAAUACUAUUCUAUGUUUCAUUCAGCUUUUAAGGAGAUACUAAAGCUUAUUCCUGAAAAAAAUCUAGAAAUGACAACAGUGCUUAAACGCAUUUAAAAUGGAUUCAAAGAUUGCUUUUAGCAAUUUUAAUAGAAGAUUAGAUCUAUCCAUCAAUAGAGCUAAGAACAAGUCCAAAAGAUUAGAGAUGACUAUGCUCAGCUAAUGCAAUAAUUUGAGGAAUUCUAGUCUAAAAAUGAUCUGAAUAAGUACUUCACAAAAAAUUUAGAUGCCUCAACCAGAGCUACAGUAAUAAAGGACAUCCAAGAGCUUUUUUAAAAUGAUUGGUCAGUUCAACUAGACAAAAGUUUACUAGAGGUUUACAGAUUUUCAGAGAGUACUAGGCAUCUAACAGAUAUCAAUCAUGAUUAUGAGUAAACUAUCAAAGAGAGACUAAAUUUCUAUAUGCAUCAAAAUGAUAAAGAGUAAGAACAGCAAAAUGCCCCAAUUCCUGUUACAACAUUUAGGCAGCAGCUGGAUUCUAAAUUAAACUCAAAUUACAACUUUGCUGUGUAAACUACUGCUAAAAAAAUACUGUCAAGACUUAUGGCUAUUUAUAAAAAGCAGUCAAAUGAAACAUCUUGCCAGACUAUGACAUUUGAUGAGAUCAAAUAGCAGUUUGAGGUCUAGAUAAGUUAGCUUCAAAAAAUAGUUGAUGAAAAAGAGGAUGAAAGAGAGAAAAUUAUUCACGAGAUUGAGAGAGCUAGAUAGAAACUAGAUGAGUUGCACAAGGAAAGAAAGAAAAUGACCUAGGAAUUGCAUGAUUUAGCCUAAUCAUUAGACAAUCAAAAGGAACAAUAAAAAUCACUUACUAGUGAAAAUAUGGAAUUGAGAUAGCAGCUUAAGCAAUCUUUCAAAAAAUUGAAUAAAGUGGAGGAAAGUGAUAAAGUAAAUACUGUCAAAGUAAAACAACUUACCGAAGAAAAUAUAGAAUUCAAAAAGUAAGUGCAUAAACUGACUAAGAGACUAAAGAAAAUUGCAAAGGCAUCACCAAGUAUCAUGAUUGACAGCGAUCAGGAAGGUGAAGGCUCUCAGAAGGUUAGCAAGUUUAAUAUGAAUGGUCAGUCCUCAUCAAAUAUUAACAAAAUAAAUUCCUCAAUCAAUUAAAGCAGUAGAGGUAAUUUGGAUGACUCAUUAGACUUUAGAGGUAGGGAUAGUCCUAUGAAAUCUAGAAGAGAUGGAGGAUCUAGUAAUGCUAGUCCCUAGGGAACAGAGUUAGGAAGAAGAAUUACUUAGUAUGAUGUUAAUCAACGAUAAAAUUCCAUUCAAAAAGAUGCUUCUUCACCUUCAUAAUCAGUGUAGAAAUUUGCUGAUGGCGUUACUCUAGAUCAACGUUAGAGACCAGUAGGUGUUGGAGGAGAGGAUAGAAGCGUAAAUAACUCAACACUAGAAUAAUUAACUAAAAAGAGAGGUGAUGAAAUGGACCAAGUAAAUCUCCUGAAUUAGAAGGGAGGAAAGAAUAAUUAAACCUAAUCAACUGGUUAAGGGUCAGUCAAUCUUCCUGGAAUUAAUAAAUCAAGUCCUGUCAAAGGUUCACCAAAUAAGAAAAGUUCAGGUCAGUAGAGGGACCGCAAUAAUAAUUCAUCUUAUGAAGAUGAAGACUCUGGAGAAGAGGUAGGAGGUGUUGGUGUCUCUAUAAAAAAAGGAGGCAAGGGCAAAGCCGCAAGUUAAGAAAGAUCUGGACAAAUAAGCAAGAGUAAAGGAGCAGAUGCGUCCAGUGGACCUAAUAGAAAAUCUGGGGGAUCUGAAACAAGAAAGACAGUCGUCCCUCAAGGAUUCAUUAACAGAACUGGGACUAAAAGAGGAUCUUAAGGUUAAGCUUUAGACAAUGAUAAUGAGGACAUUAAUAAUGUUAAAUCAAAUGGUAAUGUCUUUAGUGGAGAUAAUCUUCAUGAAAUUGCUGAGGAGGAAUCUAUGCAAGGUACUCAAUAUCUCACUUUCAAUAAUGCAUAAUCUAAGAUGUCUAAGUAUGGGCCAAAUAAAGUUACUGGAGGGUCAAUAUAUUCUUCACCUAGAGAGAGAGGGCAAUAAGAUCAGCAUGUUUAAACUUUGAUAAGAGGAAACAUGCUUGAAGAUUUUAUUGUGAAUGAAGAGGAGUUAAUUAACAAUUUACCAACUGGAAUCUAAAAUUAAAGGACUUGGAAUGAAGCAUGCUAAACUGAAUCAUUCGAAUACGUUGAUUACAUGUCAGGCUUGUUCUAUAAUGAACUAAGAUUGUAGCUAUAAGAGGAGAUAUCAUAGCAUUAGUAUGACAUGGUUAAAAUUCUACUAGAAAAAUCUAAGUAUGUAAUUGAAAAAAUCAGAUUCAAGGCUUAAAAUAAUCAGAUAAAGUUCCAGCCUUUAUUUGAUGAGAAGGCGCCAGACUAUCAACUUAGCAAGCAGGAGCUAACUGCCAGAAAAGAAAUUUAGUUAAGCAAGCAUUUCAUUAUGAAUGCCAACCAGGUCUAGCAAACUGAACCUGAUCAAAUUCAAAAAUCUAUCUCUAAAAAGUUUGGAUCAAACAUGUACUUUAAAAAGCAUAGAUGGGGUAAGAACAUAGGGGGCAUUAAUGACGAGAUGGAAUUAGUAUCAGAAGAAGUACGAAGAGAAAAAUUUGACAUCGAUAGAUAAGCUCUCAGAGUUAUUCAUAAAUUUGCAGUGGGAGGCGGCAGUCAACAACAGCAGUAAUGA